AUGAGUCGCCUCUUCCGUUCCCUCAUCUUCCUUUCAUUCCUUCUGUCUUCCAUGGCCACUGCGGUACCCAACUCGGUCACUAAAGUAUCCAGUUCGGAUGAGUGCGUGUACACGCUGUAUGUGAGGACAGGAUCCAUCAUAAAGUCAGGGACAGACUCGAAGAUCAGCGUGGAGCUCGAAGAUGAGUUUGGGGAUUCGGUUCGGGUGAAUGACCUGGAAGAAUGGGGGUUGAUGGAGCCCCACCACGAGUACUUCGAGUGGGGUAACCUUGACAUCUUCAGCGGCAGAGGUCCUUGUGUGGGGUCCCAACUCUGCCGUCUCAACCUCACAUCCGACGGUACUGGACAACAUCACGGCUGGUACUGUAAUUACGUGGAAGUCACCUCGACUGGGCCCCACCAGACUUGCAGCAAGACCAUCUUUGAAGUGGAGCAGUGGCUCGCAACUGACGCUCCACCUUAUAGUCUCUCAGCCAUCCUGGAUGGUUGUGGGCUACAGAAGCUUGGAAAAGCUACUGAUCAGACGAUUGUUGCUGUUAAGAACGAUCACAAGAAUGAUUUCGAGAUGAACGAUCAUCAAAUGCCUGGUGGAUCUGAUGCUUCUUUAUAAA
Molecule: messenger RNA, 610 nt
Organism: Telopea speciosissima
Lineage: Eukaryota; Viridiplantae; Streptophyta; Magnoliopsida; Proteales; Proteaceae
Product: PLAT domain-containing protein 3-like
Exons: 2
Coding region: 1-609 (202 amino acids)
Molecular function (GO): protein binding
Source: RefSeq, a predicted model, not a curated record